AUGGCUAUUAUUGAAAAGCCAAAAGACUUGAUCGUCCGUAUCCGUCCUCCGUUUCCAGUAUAUUUUAACCAUUCCUGUAUCUUUCCAUUUGUGUACGGCGGCGUCAUCUACUACAACUGCAUCUCCGUCCGCAGUGAUUAUGCCUGGUGUUCUAUUGACAAGGUAUUCCAAGGCAGAUGGCGGUACUGUACCGCAGCAGAUCCCCCAAAGUGUACCUUCCCUUUCUUGUACAGAAAUAAACUCUUUGAUAGUUGCACCAAGGAAGGCUAUAUUUUGAGUCGCAGUUGGUGCUCACUGACAAAAGAUUACAGCCACGAUGGAAAAUGGAAACAAUGCUCUCCUUACAAUGUUUAGAUAAGUCUUGGUGUUCUUGAAGAGGCACAAGUUAUAGGAUUCACCUGCUGCCUCCCAAAAUACAUCCUUUCCCUGAUCAUUCUGACCAAUAAAUAUUUGCUCUCUCUUCCACGU
Molecule: messenger RNA, 468 nt
Organism: Hippopotamus amphibius kiboko
Lineage: Eukaryota; Metazoa; Chordata; Mammalia; Artiodactyla; Hippopotamidae
Product: binder of sperm protein homolog 2-like
Exons: 5
Coding region: 1-354 (117 amino acids)
Cellular component (GO): cell surface
Molecular function (GO): heparin binding
Source: RefSeq, a predicted model, not a curated record